AUGAUGGUCCCAAGAGCCUUUCUGUUUACAUCAACCCAGCCUCAGAAAGCCAUGCAGCCCUAUGGGUCAAAGGAAGAACCGUCGCGGCCAGCUUUGCACCGCUCAGGCUUCUAUCCUCCAGGCAAUCAUGGAACCGGAUUGGUUGGUGCCGCACCGAUGGUCAUCCCCCCCAAACGUGACUCUCACGCCUCAGUCCGCCGUGAUCCGCGUUCUCGCCCCUCAGCGAAAACAUCCACAUCGUCUCGUCGCUCGUCGUCGUCUUCUUCGUCCAAUGAUCGGAACAUGCCCACCUCCGUCGCCUCAAUGCUUAAUGCGACGGCUAUCCCCGUGCCGCGGCGGACGUGGUCCACCCGAAGACCUCGGAAGGUUCCCCGAGGCAACCAUGUGGAGGAGUUUAGUCGGAUGCUGAAGGAAGACAUUAAGUCAGGGGAUGAUGACCUGAUGAACUGUGUUGUGAAUUCACCUCUCGACAUUUUACUCAGUCCACCCGACGAGGAAAACGACAAGGAAUCACCGGGCAACGAAUCCGAACGCGAAUCGCCUUUCUCUCUAGGGUCGGCAUCAAGCGACUCGAUCCCAGCACUUGACCAUGAUGGGGCAUCGCCAUCUAGCUCCAUACUUCCACCAACUCCGAAUUCCCACAAGAGUCUUUGUGACCGUCGCUGUCUGCGUUAUUCGCCUUCCGAGGAUUGUGCCUCCGACCACCCUCUUCUCGAAACUGAGAUUGAAGAGGAUGAAACUAUAGAAUUCGUGCCUCACGAUGAAACUAUGAUCCAUGAAGGACCCCGUUCUAAGGGUACCGCCUCCCUUGGCUCUUUCCCACGUCUACGGUCCUCAUUCAAAUCAAACCUUACUGCAUCGCUACGAGCUAUAAAAUCUGCAGCACAGUCCGUUUCGACAUUUGCUACACCCUCGGUUCAACCGGAAGAUUUUCUCACUCGGAACCUUUUCACAAUUACCCCCGAACUCACAGACGAUCGCCGACCGGCACCCAUGCGAGACCCACCGUCUCCGGCACUAAGGCGUUAUCUAAACCCGACCCCUAUCUCCCCAGCAGAGAUGUACGUCUAUCAUGAUCAUCCGCAUGAUAAACUUGAUUCGGUAAAUGCGUGCCCGGUUUCUAUUCAGAUGCAGACUUACCGCCGCUCCCGCGGUCGGGGUAACCGGCGCAAUAAUUUCCACGUGGUCGCCCCGAAGAAUCGUGAUCAAUACAUCACCUUCGACCCGGAAGUCCCUCCCAUGUCCCGCCAGCGUGAGCCUCGUGAGAACAGUGACUUCCUUCGCAUGGUCGUGCUCGAGAUGAACAUGCGCCGCCGGGGCAAGCUUCGUGAGGACAUCCCCACACGGGCCCGCAUCUGGCUUCCACCGCGGAAGAAUAAUCCGCAUCGUCUCACAGGAGAAUACGAAGAUGGUGAAGACAAUGUCACCGUCCCUUCUCGCUGGGUUGGCGUCUCAGCCUAA
Molecule: messenger RNA, 1461 nt
Organism: Penicillium cosmopolitanum
Lineage: Eukaryota; Fungi; Ascomycota; Eurotiomycetes; Eurotiales; Aspergillaceae
Exons: 1
Coding region: 1-1461 (486 amino acids)
Source: RefSeq, a predicted model, not a curated record